UGACGUAACCGCCGUGACGUAACCGCCGUGACGUAACCGCCGUGACGCGAAGCGACCACAAUGGAGGCUCCGUAUGAUGGUACUGAAGUAACUGUGGUAAUGGAGGAAAUAGAGGGCACCUACACUUUCGCGUCUCCGGUGCCGUCUAAGAAGAAAAAGAAAUAUGGAAGUCCCGAAUAUCAUGGGGGAAGAGCCAAAAAACCUAGAUCCGCUUACCUCCUCUACUACUACGAUAUCUUCUUGAAAGUGCAGCAGGAUUUUCCUCACCUCCCUCCGUCUGAGAUUAACAAAAAGAUCAGCGAGAGAUGGAGGUUGCUCAGCGUGGCUGAGAAAAGCUAUUACUUGGAGAGGGCCAAACUAGAGAAGGAAGGAUUGGACCCGCAGAACUCCAAGGUGUCCACUCGGACUGCAGUAGUUCCAGACAUUCCAGGUUUCCGUAAAAUUCUUCCCCGCUCCGAUUAUAUUAUUAUACCCAAAACCACUCUUCAGGAGGACAGGAGCAGGCAGUCACUGGAACUUUGUGUGGCGCAGGGCCAGGCAGCGGCUGAGGGGUUGGCUGCUCCCAACAGCCUCACAAAUAUGUCUCACGAGGCCGUGCAGAACGUCCUGUCCGUGGACUCCAGCCACGUUGGCGUCUCCGAGCAGUGCGUUGCCAUAGAAGGCAUAGCAGAAGAGACGUCUUCGUUUGCUCCGUCGGAUGCUGUGGAAGAAGUGGUUGCGUCCGAGGUCCUCUCCCAGUAUGUGGGACCUGCGACAGAUAAAGUGGCGGGGGAUGUCCUCUUGGACGAGGCUUCUUUGGAAAUAGAAGGGCAACCGUAUCAAACAACUCGGGUAGUUAUUGAAGAGACCCUAGUGAGCAACUCUGGAGAUGUCUCCAAUGGGAGCAGCACCGUGGCCCGCCCUCAGGUUUCAGAUGGCCUCUCUGUGGUGACCGUGGUGACUGGGAGGGAUACUGAAGAGAACAGCUCCUCCACACCCACUACCCAAUUUAUUAUGUUACCUUUACCAGCUCAUUCUGUUGUGGAGAACCCAGCGUCGAUUAAACUGACAACAACCUACACUCGCAGGGGACAUGGAAAUUGCACGAAUCCUGGCUGCUCCUUCACUUAUGCCACCAGGCAUAAGCCACCAAAAUGCCCGACAUGUGGGAACUUCCUGGGAGGGAAGUGGAUCCCAAAGGAAAAGCAACCAAAAAGUAAAUCUGAGCCAAAUUCAGGUACCUCUCUUAGGACUCCAGCAGCUAAAAAAGGUCAACAGAUGGUUGUCACUGAGCAGGCGACCGUUAGUGAGAGUACUUCCAAAUCUGCCUUGGAAAGCUCUGAAGCUGUCAGCCAGCUAUUGAACGCGGUGCCUGUUGGAGGGCAAAUGCAGGAGACGGAGUGGGAGGAAGUGAUCAUCUCUGAGGCUCACUUUCUUGCAAACAAUGUGCUUGCUGAAGACAGAGGGAGUGUUGUUGGAGUGGUGCUGGGUCAAGAGAGCCAACUGCAAAGAGAUGCUUCUUCGGAGCACACAGAAAAGGAUUGUGUAGGGCUGGGGCUACCGACACCCUCUGAGGUGCAGAUUCCAAAUUCCUCUACGAAAAAAGCAAUGGGAACUGAUGCACCAGCUGCUUCACACAAAGGACAAGAAGUAAAAAGUAAACCGAGACCUAAGCCCUCCUUGCUGGCUGCAGCAAGACCCAUGAGAGCAAUUCUCCCUGCACCAGCCAGCCUGGGGAGAGAAGCCAGUACUGAGCAGCCUAGCAACAGACAAGCUUUUCCCAGCACAGACAAGCAAUCCCCUGUGAGAACAUCAGGCCUGAAGCCCAGUACACUGAAGCAAUUGGGUCAGUCGGUUCUGCAGCCGCCGAGUGCUGAGGAACGAAAGAUUAAUAGUGCUUUGGCCAACAAGGCAUCACAGGUUAAAGUGAUUGAGGUCAAACCAAAGCUGUUCCCUUCCUACAAGUACAGCUGCACUGUAACUUUGGAUUUAGGAUUGGCAACCUCCCGUGGCAGAGGGAAAUGCAGGAACCCCUCUUGCAGUUACGUCUAUACAAACAGGCACAAGCCACCAAUCUGCCCAAACUGUGGCUGCAAUCUUGCCAAAGAUAGAACUGAGAAAACAGCAAAAUCCCUGGAGGCCAGCCCGGGUCAGUCUGAUGUGCUGAACACCAGCGAGCCCCUAACCCCAUCCCAGAAAGAGAUCCAGCGUCAAUCCACUCUGCAGUUGCUGCGCAAGGUAAUGCAGAUCCCGGAGAAUGAAUCGGAACUGGCUGAGGUCUUCACGCUCAUCCACGAACUCAACAGCUCGCGACUCAUCCUGUCCAACGUGAGUGAGGAGACAGUCACCAUAGAGCAGACCUCCUGGUCAAACUACUAUGAGUCUCCAUCUACGCAGUGCCUCCUCUGUAACAGCCCAUUGUUCAAAGGGGGACAGAAUUCCCUUGCUGGUCCUCAGGAGUGCUGGCUGCUGACAGCUAACAGAUUGCAAGUGGUUACUGCUCAGGUCAAAGUGUGUUUGAAUCUGCAGUGCCUGGCCCUUCAUAGCUUCACGGAUAUUUACACAGGCCUUUUCAACGUGGGCAACAAGUUGCUAGUGAGCUUGGAUCUUCUGUUUGCAAUCCGAAACCACAUUAAACUUGGAGAGGAUCCCAAAGUGGCUGUUGGCAGCAUUCUGGACUCUGUUCAGGAGCAAACUGAAAAAGCCCUGAGCCCUGAGGAGCAGGCUCAGCUCCAGGAGCUGCUGUGCAAUGGCUACUGGGCUUUCGAGUGCCUCACUGUCCGCGACUACAAUGACAUGAUCUGUGGAAUCUGUGGCAUAACCCCCAAGGUGGAAAUAGCCCAGAGGAAUGUGGAAAAUGUCCUGGCCCUCAAAAGCAUAGAGUUUACUUGGCCUGAAUUCUUGGCAUCAAGCGAAGUGAAUGUAGAAGAUUUCUGGUCCACAAUGGAGACAGAAGUAAUUGAGCAGGUGGCUUUUCCUUCCAGCAUCCCCAUCACAAAGUUUGAUGCCUCCAUUGUGGCUCCUUUCUUCCCUCCACUGAUGCGAGGAGCAGUGGUGGUCAAUACUGAGAAGGAUAAGAACUUGGAUGCACAGCCAGUGCCAGGUAAUGGGAGCGCUUUGGUGAGGCUUCUUCAGGAGGAGACCUUCAGGCUUGAGCUUAUCGGCUCUUACAGCAAGGAAGAGCUGCAGAGCUUUCUGACACAGUGUGGCAUUCCCUGGGAGGCUUCAGAUACAAAGGACCACCUCUGCUACUGCCUCUUGGCUCUCUAUGACUUUGUGCUGAACGGGACAAGCGUGAAACAAACCUCUGCCCAUCACACAGGAGGGAAAGUUUAUAAAGUGUGUCCGCAUCAGGUUGUGUGUGGCUCAAAAUACAUAGUAAGAGGAGAAAAUGCCCGGGACCAUGUGGACCUGUUGGUCUCUUCACGUCACUGGCCUCCAGUGUAUGUAGUAGAUACGGCCUCUUCAGUGGCCUUGUGUGCAGACGUCUGCUGUCCUGACCUGACUUCCCAGAUGUGGGGGAAAAACCAGGGCUGCUUCUCUGACCCUAUGGAUCCUCCAACGUUGGUGUCCUGCCCUGAGCUGCUAGACCAGCACUACAGCGUAGACAUGACUGUGGCCGAGCACUCCGUUCAGCACCCGGUCACCAAGUCGUCGGCGCGCCGAAUCGUUCACAUGGCUUCAGAGCAGAACAACCACCAGGAUCCCACCGCUCGGCACCGCUGCAUCUCCCUCUGCCGAGAGCUGGAGCCUUACAGCUCUGUCAUUGCUGCCAUCGGCGACAGCAAAACCAGUAGCAUCCGCCAAAGGCCCAUCACCUUUGAGAACGCCACGCACUAUUACCUCUACAACCGCCUCGUGGACUUCCUCACCAGCAGGGAGAUCGUGAACCGGCAGAUCCAGGAGAUCGUGCAGAGCUGCCAGCCUGGCGAGGUGGUGAUUCGUGAUGCUCUCUACCGGCUUGGCGUGGCCCAGAUUAAAACUGAAACAGAAGAGGAUGAAGAGGAGAACCAGGAAGAAGAUAAAGAGCUUGCUGAAUAAAAAACAGUCUGUUGGUUUCUCUUUCUGGUCAUCUAGAUGAGUGGUCUGGGCCACCGUCUGCAAGGUUUGGGCAGCUGCUGGGCUUGAGAGUUUAUUUUGACAAGUUGGAGGUGUGAUACUGAUGGCUUGGACUGCUGUUACCGACCAAAGAGCUGUGUGCUUCCAGAGUAGCACGACUGCUGCUUUGAGCA
Molecule: messenger RNA, 4211 nt
Organism: Nothoprocta perdicaria
Lineage: Eukaryota; Metazoa; Chordata; Aves; Tinamiformes; Tinamidae
Gene: HMGXB3
Product: HMG-box containing 3
Exons: 20
Coding region: 61-4020 (1319 amino acids)
Source: RefSeq, a predicted model, not a curated record